Molecule: messenger RNA, 3446 nt
Organism: Linum tenue
Lineage: Eukaryota; Viridiplantae; Streptophyta; Magnoliopsida; Malpighiales; Linaceae
Source: the annotation of a GenBank genome assembly
GUCGGGGAACGAAAGAACGCGAGUUAGACGGCUGAUGGGGCCGGAGGAGGAGUGCCAGCGCAGCGGCAGCGGGGACUGCCACGGCGACAAUUCCUUCACCUGGCUGAGCAUACUCGUCCUCACUGGGGAAAGGGAGAAAAUUCGAAGAUUUUCUUUUGGUUGACGAAGCAAGCAAGGAAGGAAUCUUGAAAAACCCCAAGCACGCAGCAGGCAGGAGGAAGAAAAGGAAUUAUUCUAAGGGCUUUCCCGCUUGCUAAAUAACACGCCUCGCCCUUUUCCCCCCGGGGUUCGAUAGAGUUGAUUGCCGUCUGCCGACUCAGCUGAUCUAGUAGCGUCCGCAGCCGGAGUUGUGGGUCGGAUCAAGAUCUUAGUGGGCGAAGCUGGGUAGAGCUCCUGAAAACCCCAUUUGUUCAGUUUGUCUAUUCCAAUUCUGGUCUCUUGGGCUAGUGAGAAAAGGGAUCUUUGGGUUCUGCUGAUUGUGCCGAUUUGGGAGCGAGAGUGAAAGAGUCUUCUCAAAUGGCAAUCAACAAGUCUAGACCUAAAAAGCCCUCCAAAUUGUCCGUUUACCUUUAUAUUCCCAACAUUAUUGGCUAUGUGCGGGUUCUCAUGAAUGUCUAUGCCUUUGCUAUAUGUUUCUCCAACAAGCAGCUUUUCUGCAUCCUUUAUUUCAUUAGCUUUGUGUGUGAUGGGAUUGAUGGUUGGGCUGCUCGGAAAUUCAAUCAAGUUUCAACUUUUGGAGCAGUUCUGGACAUGAUAACAGACAGGUAGGGGCUUUUUGGCUAUUGGGGUAGCUCCUUGUGUUUCCAUACCUCUUCUGAGUUUGAGUAUCGUGUUUUCUGUACAGGAUUAGCACUGCCUGUCUGCUUGUAAUCCUUUCUCAAGUAUACCGACCUGGCUUGACUUUUGUAUCACUGCUUGCCCUGGAUAUUGGUAGCCACUGGCUGCAGAUGUACAGUACAUUCUUGUUAGGGAAAGCUAGUCACAAAGAUGUGAAAGACAGUACCAGUUGGCUAUUCAGGGCUUACUAUGGCAACCGUAUGUUUAUGGCUUACUGUUGUGUGGCGUGUGAGGUUCUAUAUAUUUCCUUAUAUCUUCUUGCUGAAAAGCCAACUGAACAUUUGAUGGAUGUUCUGAUGUCCUUGACGAAAGAGAUUUCCCCUUUCUCGAUCUUAGUUGGUUUAAGUUUGUUCGGAUGGGCGAUCAAACAAGUUGUAAAUGUGAUACAGAUGAAGACAGCAGCUGAUAUUUGUGUCCUUCACGACAUCAACAAGAAAGAGAGGCCUUAACAAUGCUUUCCAUGAAGAAGAAACAAAGCUUUCUCUCGGAGCCGAAGUUCCUGCAUUCUAAAGUUUAUGUCGAAAAUCAUGAGUUCGGCUGCUCAGCAAUGUCUAUGUACUGCAACUUUGCAGGUUUCUAACUUCUCGUCUUGCUACAGCUUGUGUCUGUUUUGUUGCCGUGGGAAGGAAAGAUUUGAUGCUUGUUGCAAGACUUGUUGAUGUGGUUUUUCCCACUUUACAAGUUUUAAGAGAGUUUGGUGAGCCUUUUUUUGGCAUGUGAGGCUUUCUUUCCUUACAGAACAGUUACUGAUUGUUUUCAGUUAAAUCUCAGUAGCUGAGGAACUCCAUCGUGCGGAAUUUGUAGGUUUCGCACAUCCAAGUUGGAAAAGUCCUAUUAUGAUAUAGCUUUUCCACAGAACAAGUUGAAUUUCAUAUGAUUUAAUCAUUUAAAUCUGGAGACGGAAAAUUCAUAAUGGUAUGUACCAUCAAGCCAUAACUGAAGGAGCUGAUCUUUAGUCACACUCACAUCUUAAAGCUCCUUCAAAACUCUUGCUGGAAAAUUAGUGCAAAGUACCAGCAGUAAAGCCCAAUCAAGAAUCAAAAUGCUUACUAAUACAUGUCGAACUCAAAUCAACUAACAAUUACGACCUGAAACUCUAAACUGAAGAGACAAAACUAAAGAAGAGCUCUCAAAACUGAUAGAUUGGAGACAGGAUAAGACGCUAUCCAUCUCCUUUUCAUUGCUUGUGCACCACUUUCUCCGCAGCAAAAUGCAAUAGAAUGGCUCAUUCCAAUCAUCUCUUCUCUAGCUGUAGCGCAAAUACCCUAUUUAGUAGUAUCAAUCAAUUCAAUACAAGCUGAACCCGAAAAACUGGCUAAUGAGAAUGGAGACACCAAGAGCGAUAGCUAUGAAGGAAGAUGCCCAUGUGAGCUUCUCAGUUAUUCUAGGCACCCGGUCCUUCAACGCCUGACUACAGGACCCUAUGAAAACUGUGUAGCACCCCAUUGCAACAACAGUUCCCACCAAGAACAUGACAAGAAAAGCCGCACCAGCCACCCGAGAAGGCAAAGCGAGUGCAGGCAAGACCAUCAUGAGCGCAUCAGGCUGCAAUCCAUGAACAAUCCCUGUAGCAAAGGUAGCGAAUCCUAUCUUCUUCUUCUGCACUACAGCAGGGGUGGCUUCAAGUGAUUCAUAGACGCCCACAUCACACUCUCCAUUUUCUAGGGCAACACAAGGUGAGGGGACCUCGGAAGCUUCCUUUAUCCCCAUACCGCCAAUGACAAGUAGGGUAAGACCGACAACUCGAGUGCCCCAAGUUCUGAGGAUCUCAAUGUGGAGCCGAUCCUUGAGCAGGAGAAACAGAAGACCAAAGAUUACCUGGCCAGCAUCAUGGCCACAACCCCACAGUGCUCCAACAGCAGCACUUUCAAGACGUGUUCGACCAAUUGAGAGUGGAGCCAAAGCUGCAAGGUGAUCUGGACCUGAGAGUGUGUGGAGACAACCAGCAAAGAAACCAGUCCAUGCGCUGCUUAAGAGUUCGGUCCGGAUUAGUUUUGCUCCUAGACCAGCGGGAGCAGCGGUCUUGGCUGCUGUUUGGUAGGUUGCUAAUGCCGGUGAUGCAAAGAUUGGGUGCAUCGUGAACAUCAAGAUAGCUGAGAGUAGUACACAAGCCGCAACACUCAUUGCCUUUCGUGGCAAAUGACGGGAUUCGGCCGGGAUCUGUAGGAGAAGAUCAGAACUUGGCGCCGGGCCAGCAGGGGAAUCGACGUGUAAAGGGGCCAAAGAAGGCAAUUUACCAGAAGAAACGGAUGAUACCGACGGUGGAUUCGUCUCAUAAUUGCAGGAGACGGUACCAGCUCGCCGGAGCUGAAGCGGCUGCCGUGGCAGAAGCGGGAAGCCGCCGAGUUUAGCGGCAUCGAUCCGGGGGAGACGAGGCAGAAAAGGAGUGGGUUUGCAGUGGAGUUUGAGAGGCGCCGUGGGAGAGGAAGAGUAAAGCAGCCUCUCCAUGUUUGAGGAGGGAAGUCUCCGUCGUAAGGUUCGUCCUUGGCCGGAAGGUUUCCAGAGGUGGAGAAGGUUUUUGUAGCAGAAAAGUUUGGGCUUUUGUUGGGCUGAUGUAGAUAAAGUAGGUGGAGACAAGAAAGGAAGAAAAAGAGGGUUUGAUUUAAAAU